Messenger RNA from Cladophialophora psammophila CBS 110553, 1173 nucleotides. RefSeq lists its product as uncharacterized. Lineage: Eukaryota; Fungi; Ascomycota; Eurotiomycetes; Chaetothyriales; Herpotrichiellaceae. The record is from RefSeq and is a predicted model, not a curated record. The transcript has a single exon. Bases 1 to 1173 code for a protein of 390 amino acids.
AUGGUCACUCAUCGAGGCCUUGCGACUCUCCAAGAGCUAUCAAAAUUGAUAGUCAAACAAAACCGUCUCUUGCUAGACGACCGUACAGGGUUUUAUCAGGGGCUCGAAUAUCUGGCAAAGAUAUUAGCCAUCAUGUUGUCCGAGGAUCGACGUACUGAGCAAUUCUGGAGAAAGAUUGCGCUGAUCAAACAACAAUCGGGCUUCGUUUCGGAAUUGACGGAUGAUGAGAUCACCACGCGAGAUUCCAGCGAAGCUGAGAAUAACAUACGGGUGAAGCAGGCCCAUCCAGUUGAGAGUGAUACACAAACCGUGGAGAAAAGGAGCAAGCAGCCUUGUCCGAGCCCCAAUUCGGAAAACCACACGAAGGAGUUGUAUCGUCGCGGAGACUUAAAGCUGUGGUCCAGAAGGAUGGAAGACUACAUAAUACAAGACAACUGGGUAUUCAUCACAACACUGGAGUACCAAAACCCGCGACUGGAGCCCUCUACGAUAUCAAAACUGCAAGAGUGGGUCUCUUCGCCUGUGUCAGCAUUCCUUUGGAUCUCCAAAGACUUCGCCAUCAACUACCCGUCUCCCUUGUCUAUUGUAUCCGCGAACUUGGUAGAAAUGGCUGUGGAAAUGCACUUAUCAGUCUGCGCAUUCUUCUGCAGCUGGCCAGCAGAUUACCCGGGAGGAAGUAAAGAGGAGAAGGAGUACGCAUGUGUGCGUGACUUCUUAUACUCACUUCUUCGACAAGUGAUCGACCUCCUGCCUCCACAGUUCGAAGUCGAAGGUGCUUGCGACAUUACCUCAGAACGCCUGCUCGCGCUUGAUGACCUUGGAAGCAAAAAGGCAUGGGCCACAGGUCUUGAUCUCCUGAAGAGCCUUCUGCCCUGCGUCCCUCAGCCAACGUUGAUUGUUCUGGAUGGUAUCGAGCAUCUCGACCAAACGUCUGUCGCAAACCUUGCAGCUGAGGUUUUGUGCGUGCUCGGCGACGCCAUCUUCAAGAAAGCAUCGGAUUAUAACAGCUCGGAGGGGAGCUCGUCGAUGUCAAAGCAUCCCAUGAAGGUGUUCUUUACCACAGCAGGCGACUGCGACACGUUGUCUGCUCUUCAGGAAAAUAUGGAGGAGAGCCGUUUUGAGAGGGUGAUUGAAAGGCAUGAUUUGAAACGACGCCAGCGGCGUUCCUUCUGA